AUGACUUCGGUUCCGAAACUGUCGACCGUGAUAUCGUGGUUCUUCUACUUGAUCCCGGUAUACCUCUUCGUCCUCAACCCGCUUCUCAGCCAGAUUUUCCCCGGGCCGAUAUCGGUUUCUUCCGAUGACGGCGAUACCUUUGACGAGUUCGAUAAGACCGCCGCCCCGGCAUUGAACCUCGCCGACGAUAGCUUUAUCAGCCCGGAGGAUGGUGUGCCGUCGAAUUGUCCCGGAGAGGGCGAUGGGUACCACGUGCAUCUCUUGUCGCGUGAGCCGUUGGUGAUGUAUAUUGAGAAUUUCCUGAACCAUGAGGAGGCAGGCCAUCUUGUUGAUGUGAGUGUGAAUAAAUAUACCCCUUCCAUCGUCUACGACGGCAUCAACGAACGAGUCGAUCCCUCCAAACGCCUUUCGGACCGCGCUCUCCUCGAUCGCGACGACACCGUACGUUGCCUCGAAGAGCGCGCUCGCGCCUUCCAGGGCUGGCGCCCACACCUUUAUAUCGAGCGCAUGUGGGCGCAACGCUACAACGCCUCGGGCCAUUACCGGCACCACUUCGACUGGACUGGGUCACUGGCCCACGGCGGUGACCGUCUCAGCACAUUCAUGGUCUACCUGGAUGCAGACUGCACGGGUGGCGGGACGAAUUUCCCGCGCCUGCGCAUGCCGCCGGGGAAGCAGUGGUGCCGGUUCCUGGAGUGCGAGGAGGACGGCCAGCAUCCGCCGCCGGGAAUCACGUUCAAGCCUAUCAAGGGGAAUGCGAUCUUUUGGGAGAAUCUGCGCCCGGAUGGGACGGGGUACCCGGAGACCUGGCAUGCGGCGUUCCCGGUGUCGUCGGGGACGAAGGUGGGCUUGAAUAUUUGGAGCUGGUACCAGCCGCCGAAGAGAAAGCAGCGUCAGGGGUAA
This is a messenger RNA of Penicillium alfredii, 903 nucleotides long. Its product is annotated as oxidoreductase, 2OG-Fe(II) oxygenase family. The transcript has 2 exons. Gene Ontology annotation, biological process: peptidyl-proline hydroxylation to 4-hydroxy-L-proline. The record is from RefSeq and is a predicted model, not a curated record. Lineage: Eukaryota; Fungi; Ascomycota; Eurotiomycetes; Eurotiales; Aspergillaceae. Gene Ontology annotation, cellular component: endoplasmic reticulum. The coding region runs from base 1 to 903 and encodes 300 amino acids. Gene Ontology annotation, molecular function: procollagen-proline 4-dioxygenase activity; iron ion binding; L-ascorbic acid binding.